AUGUUAUUCAGGAUUGUCUUAAUGGUGCGUGUCUUGGUUAGCUUAGCAAUAGCAGCUUCUCAAGAUCUAAACUUCCCCUUCUCUGGCUUCCGAUCCACUAGUCUAAGCCUUGACGGCCUAGCUGAGUUAACCUCCAAUGGCCUUUUGAGGCUAACCAAUGAAACCUACAACCAAAUGGGUCACGCCUUCUAUCCAAACCCAGUAACCUUCAAGAACUCUAUAAAUAGCACUGCUUUCACCUUCUCUACUACCUUUGUUUUCGCUAUCAUACCUGAAUAUGCACAUUUUGGUGGCCAUGGUAUUGCCUUUGUCAUUGCACCCACAAGAGGUCUCCCAGGAGCUCUUCCAAACCAGAACCUUGGUCUAUUUAGUAACACCAACAAUGGGAAUCAGACCAACCAUGUUGUUGCUGUGGAGCUUGACACGAUAUACAGCACCGGGUUCAAUGAUAUCGAUGAUAACCAUGUUGGGAUUGAUAUUAAUGGUUUAGAGUCUGAACGAUCUGCUUCAGCUGGAUAUUAUUCCCAACUUAAUGGUGAAAUUCUGGAGGCAAGGGAUCCCAAUUUGGGUACAGAAUAUAUUGCAGAGGAAAUGGAAUUGGUAUUGAAACUUGGUUUGAUGUGCUCUCAUUCUGAGCCUGCAGCAAGGCCAAGCAUGCGCCAAGUAGUGCAGUUCUUAGAGGGGAAUGUUCCUCUGCCUGACAUUUCACCACUUCGUCUUUCUGCAAGUGGCCUAACAUUUUCACAUCGUGAAGGUUUCGAUGAGUCUGCCAAUUCUUAUCCUUCUUCUAUGGACAUGGCAUUUGCACAUUCGUCCUCGGUUGCAGAGUCCCUCCUUUCAGGUGGCCGUUAA
Messenger RNA from Populus euphratica (Euphrates poplar), 852 nucleotides. RefSeq names its product L-type lectin-domain containing receptor kinase IV.1-like. The transcript has 2 exons. The coding region runs from base 1 to 852 and encodes 283 amino acids. NCBI's taxonomy places the organism in Eukaryota, Viridiplantae, Streptophyta, Magnoliopsida, Malpighiales, Salicaceae. Gene Ontology annotation, molecular function: carbohydrate binding. The record is from RefSeq and is a predicted model, not a curated record.